AGGUCGAUAAAUUGACGUGCAGGACGCGAGUAUCUUCGAAGCGUAGCGAUGGCCGAGGGAACGUACGAGUACGAGUGUAUGCGAGCGGAGCUGCUUGGCCUGGGCCCCCCAAGCCGGGAAGAGUUUGAGGCGAAGAUGAAACUGAAACACGAAACCGAGGAGGAGGAACAGCUCACCGAGCAGAUGAAGGAGGUGGAUCUGGAGGAUGAGUCGCUUCAGGGAGCCACGGGUAAGAUGGACGAGCUGAACAGCAUCCUGACGGCGACGCAACAAAAAAUCAACAAGUUUAAGGUGGCCUGCGGCAGUUUGACCAGCCUCCUGAAGCUGCGCCCUUCGACACCGAGCAGCGAUCCGGCGGCGGCGGCGCCGUCGGCGGCCCCUGGAGGCGACCACCAGCCGGAGGCGGGGCAAGGAAAGUCCAUCAACGAUGCCCUGGACACGCUGGACACGAUGAAGGACCUGAACGCCGACUCGGACGUAACGGUGGCAAAAUCGGCCGCGAAGGACAUCGGCCAGAAGAUGACGUCGCAGCUUGGGAAGCUCGAUUCGCUACUGUACCGGGCGGACAACGCCACGUACUCGAUGAAACACCAGACAAACCAGAUGAACAAGAUGGCCAAGUAAUGGACUACGAGCGGCUGGCGGUUGGCCUCUUAUUGGAGGCCACAGCGUUCUACUCUAGGCUUACCUGCGUACAAUCUCUUUGGCACAAUCUCUUACUUCGCUUCUUGGCAUACGAAAAUGUGUAUCUAAUCGUUUCCAAAUUCAACCCUAGCGUAGAUCUGUAAGAACUGUGUUUACUACCGGGCUCUAGGAGUCACUAGGACUCCGCAGCUUCCGGCUCAGUGUGGCUAGGCUAUGGAAUUGGCCGGAAUGGCUCGCAAGCACGCGUUCAGUGUUGUUCGCAGCGCACUGUCAUCAGGUGACCCAUCCCUCUAUUGUUUCGGCUUUUCGGCGGUAGCGCUUCCGUUCACCCAUCGAUCGGUCUUCCAAAUUGCGAGUGUUAGUGUGUUAGGUGUAACAGCAAGCAAACAAUCCAACGAAACGAAACGAAACGAGUUGCGUCUUUGCGAAUCCGAUUGUGAUAUUGUUCCGUUGAGAGGUAUACACUGUUCGAUGUUACUUAUUUUACAUGCUACCAGACACACACACAUACAAACACAUACACAUAUAUAUUAGUACAGUGCAAGUGGCGAACGAGGAAACGAGGGCCGAGAACGGAACAAACACCGGCGGGGCAAGAAAACGAAACCGUUUGGAAGUAUUCGCUGAAAUAAUUACGCUUUCCGUUUUUUUGGUGGCAUUCCGUGUUCGAUAUUGCUACUAGUAUAUUGGAGGGAAAGAGAGAGAAAAAGAGAGAGAGAAAGAGAGAAGGAGAAAGAGAGGGUCGAGCGGCAGGUUUAUACAAUUACAAAACGUUAACCACCCAGCAAUAAUUAUACUAACAAUUACUUAUUAAAACAAACUGUGGCAUUAAAGGCAGUCAAUAAACGGAGCAAACGGAGGAGAGAGCAAACUGUUCACCAUCAUUUAACGCCAUCCUCGAAUGGCCACAACAACAACAACGAA
Messenger RNA from Anopheles cruzii, 1569 nucleotides. RefSeq lists its product as uncharacterized. Lineage: Eukaryota; Metazoa; Arthropoda; Insecta; Diptera; Culicidae. The record is from RefSeq and is a predicted model, not a curated record. The transcript has 2 exons. The coding region runs from base 49 to 624 and encodes 191 amino acids.